This is a messenger RNA of Saccostrea echinata, 720 nucleotides long. RefSeq lists its product as uncharacterized. Lineage: Eukaryota; Metazoa; Mollusca; Bivalvia; Ostreida; Ostreidae. The record is from RefSeq and is a predicted model, not a curated record. The transcript has a single exon. Gene Ontology annotation, molecular function: nucleic acid binding. Gene Ontology annotation, biological process: DNA integration. The coding region runs from base 1 to 720 and encodes 239 amino acids.
AUGUCGAAGGACAUUGAAUCGUACAUUGGUCAAUGUGCUGCAUGUAAUACUUACCAGGAUGAUCAACAGAAGGAGCCUAUGAUCAGCCAUGAGAUUCCUAUUCGUCCUUGGCAAACAAUAGGAUGUAAUCUGUUUGAAUGUGAAAGCAAAGAUUACCUCAUACUCGCAGAUUACUAUUCAGAUUACUUUGAGGUGGAGAGACUUCAUAGUAAAACAGGAAGUUCAAUCAUUCGCAUGAUGAAAUCACAGUUCGCACGUCAUGGAAUCCCAGAUAGGGUAAUAUCUGACAAUGGACCGCCAUUUGGAAGUCGAGAGUUUGCAGAAUUCAGUAAAAGUUAUGAAUUCGAGCAUGUUACAUCGUCCCCUAGAUAUGCACAAUCUAAUGGCAAGGCCGAGAACUCUGUAAAGAUUGCCAAACGGCUUAUUCAUAAGUAUGCAAUGGACGGUAAAGAUCCAAUUUUGGCGCUUCUGGAUCUACGCAAUACGCCUACUCAAGGAAUAGGCUACUCACAUGCACAACGGAUUUUUGAUAGACGCACCAAAACGCUAUUACCAGUAGCUGAACAUCUACUCAGACCACGUUAUGCUGACCGCACCAGGGAAAUGCUCUAUGAACGCAAGGAACGUCAGACAUACUAUUAUAAUCGAGGAGCUAAGGAGCUGAAACCAUUAUCAGAAGGAGAUACCGUUAGUAUUAGACCUACAGGAAAUGAAAAGUGA